Messenger RNA from Podospora anserina S mat+, 1488 nucleotides. RefSeq lists its product as uncharacterized. Lineage: Eukaryota; Fungi; Ascomycota; Sordariomycetes; Sordariales; Podosporaceae. The coding region runs from base 1 to 1488 and encodes 495 amino acids. Gene Ontology annotation, molecular function: protein kinase activity; ATP binding. Gene Ontology annotation, biological process: protein phosphorylation. The transcript is spliced from 3 exons. The record is from RefSeq and is a predicted model, not a curated record.
AUGGAGAUCACCGGCAGAAAUCAGGACGCGACUUGGUCAGACAGCGACCACACAAACUCAAUCUCUCCCAGCGAAACCGCUUCAUUUAAAGAUGCCGAAGCUCAGGCUCCCCCUCCUCUGGAGAAUGAGAAAUACUACGAGGCUGAACAUCGUGGCGGUGUCGAAGAUCCCAACGAUUACUAUCCCAGCGGCUUCCAUCCCGUCCUUCUGGGUGAUUUUCUGGGCAAGAGCAGUCGAUUCCGGGCCAUCAACAAACUAGGAGCCGGCGCACACGGCACGACAUGGUCAUCUCUAAGCACCUUGCCAAAUGCAUCUCUGCCACGUUUCGCCUUUUAUAGUCCCACCAUUGAACACGUCCACGACCUGUACUCGCCCUGUCAGUCCUUCCUGAAAGCCAUCGCCUAUCAGAUGGUUCAUUCCAUGGCCUUUCUUCAUCAGCACGGCAUCUAUCAUGGCGACUUUCGACCCGCAAACGGCAUGUUUUGCUUGCUUCCUGGAGUCGACGAAUGGCCAGAGGAGAAGAUGAUCAAGCUCUACGGCAAACCGAAAAUAGUCCGAGUCCACGCAGUUGACGAGGAGGGGGAACGGGACUUUGAAAUCGAACCGAACGUCUCUCCUUAUCUCAUCCAAACGGCCAACUUCGACCUUUCUUCCGGCGCCUGUUCUUACAAUAUCGCGGUUAUUGACUUUGGCAUGGCCUACUUCCUCGACAAUCCACCCACCAUCUGCGCCACCCCAUUCGAGCUGUCCUCCCCCGAAGGGAUUUUUACCAACGGGCGAUUAGGUUGGCCGGCAGACAUUUGGUCACUCGCCUGCACUAUUCUUUGGACCGUGGCGGGAAGUUACCCAUUCGGCGAUGAAGACUCGGAGUCCACACCAUGGCUUGUCGUAGAGGACGUGGAAAGGCUUAUGGGACCAAUGCCACUGCGCUAUCGUCCCCUGCUCACCAGCUGUGUUAGCGCCGGCAGAGAACUGAGCGAGCGACAGAUGAAUGACCCGUCCAAAUACGCGACUUUCAAUCGUCGGGAAUCUCACGCCUCCACAUACCAUGGCGAUCCCGACGUGAUCAGAAACAGAAUUUUUGUCAAAUAUGUGCUUCCCUGGACAUCGGAGGAGUAUGAGGAGCUCGCCAAACAGGACGAGAUCUGGAGGAAAACAGGACGUCUUCCCAAGUACAUCAAGGCGGCGGGGACUGGAGGUGAAACGAUCUGGCGCCCAAGCCUACUACAUGAUCGCGAGGAUGGCGAGGCUCUGUCGGACCUGUUGCUAUCCAUCUUCAAAUGGGAACCAACUGAGCGUGCGACUACCAAAACCAUGCUGGCACAUCCCUGGUUUAAGGACCACCGCUCUCGUGGUUCUGACAGCCAGUCAGCAUCCCAGCAAGGAUGGAACUAUCUGGCUAGGGGAAAAGGGUUGAUGUGGAUCUUGGGUGGUUUGCUUGUUGGGGUGGUAUCCUUUCGACUUCGCAAGAGAGUUUUGGGCAACUAG